Messenger RNA from Aspergillus glaucus CBS 516.65, 1628 nucleotides. RefSeq lists its product as uncharacterized. Lineage: Eukaryota; Fungi; Ascomycota; Eurotiomycetes; Eurotiales; Aspergillaceae. The transcript has a single exon. Bases 85 to 1596 code for a protein of 503 amino acids. The record is from RefSeq and is a predicted model, not a curated record.
CUCGAGGAUAUAUAAGCGUGGUGGACCGGCGUGCAAGGCGGGCCAAUAUUCUAUCACGGUAUUCAGGACACGGAGACAGACGCCAUGGACAACAGGGCUUAUAUUGCGGACCUGUCUGGUCAAGAUACUAUCACAUUUCACGAUCUCGAGCAUUGCACAGAGGGAGCGUUGUCAGCUAUUCCCGGCAUUCAUUACCUGCCAGACGGAGCGAGCAACAAUGUCCUUGGCAGCAAGCAUGUCAAGCCCUUCAAUAGAGGGCAUAAUGCUGCAGUGAAAGCUACAGACCUUCUCAAUCGCCAUGCAAAGAACGCAACAGCUUCAACACAAGCGACGAAAAGCGGAUUAUUCGCCGGACCACCACCAGAAGCAGGACACAGCGACAGCAUACACGACUCCGUUCUCUGGUUCGAGAAGAUUCAAUUCCAGCACAAAGACACUAGCUUGACCUCCACGCAUUAUCUGCACUUUUCGAACCUGAGCCUAUUACCCCAGGACGUGGCAGACAUCACGAGUAUCAACAUCAUAACCGGCAUAUGUCUUUUCACCAGCAGGGUUCUGGCGUCGAGCAUCCCGAGCAAUGAGCAUGGACUCAACAUUUCCGCACUCGAACAUACAGAGCCAACUAUCUACGAACUGGACACGAUCGCUCGAGUCACCCCGGCUAUUGCGGAUUUAGUAGCCCUACUCAGCACGAAUCAUGAGCAUGGAAAUUGCCGCGAGUCCGGAUUCAAUGGUUCGCUGAAUGUAUCCCUCGAUAUCCCCAGCUUCCACUACUAUCAUACUGUCGAGCAGCGCCUAAAGGAUGGACUGUGUACGUUUCCAGAGGCUAUACGAUGGAUGGACGCGGUUGAGAAACGACAUUAUCAGAUUAGCCGUGUGUUUCGGCGAUAUAUCCAACAUGAAUUGUUACGUCGCGGACACCACGAAACACAUAUCCAAGUAUCCUCUUCCGGAACCGCGGGCUUCGUGUGCCAUAUCCUCCAGAAGUCAUUGAGAGAAGGCGUGCUCGUGUCACUGGACCAUGUCUUGCAGCGGAUAAGCGCCUACGAUCCCGUCUGGAACAGGUUCUUCGAACUUAUCACGGAGAAAGAAGAGCCUCGUGAUUUCCAGAGCCUGGGGUACCUUUUCUAUGUGUACAAUAUCGCGCGACCAGCUCUACUACACGACGAGAUCCUCGAUUCCCCGAAACCAAACCCGCUCCUCAUCAGCAUAGACGACACCAUCGAGCGUCGAAUCUACCACCGUGCACAGCAAUUACUCAAGAAAGUCCGCGCAAUGCCAGAGUACCCAGUUACGCCCAACUUACUGGAAAUAUACCCUAGUCGCCGCGUGUUUAUGGACAAAAAUCAGACGAAGAUGUGUUUAUAUCGCCAUGAUCCAUCGCCGGAGAGGUUGGAUGUGCACUCGUGUAAGUGUCGAAGGGUACUUGCAACCAUUGUGGAUGGAAAUGGAUGUGGAGUGCAGGAUGGUCAAGUUAUGUCGCGGACUGGGGACAAGGGUGGGAUGGAUGCGUCUGGUGUUGUGGAUAUGCUUUUCGGAGUUGAUGCUGGUACUGUGCUGCGGAAGAUUUGUGUGGAGGAGGGAUUGAUAUCCUAAAUAGUUACAAAAUCAGAACAGAAUGACAGGAG